Messenger RNA from Aegilops tauschii subsp. strangulata, 5183 nucleotides. RefSeq names its product putative disease resistance protein RGA4. Gene Ontology annotation, molecular function: ADP binding. The record is from RefSeq and is a predicted model, not a curated record. NCBI's taxonomy places the organism in Eukaryota, Viridiplantae, Streptophyta, Magnoliopsida, Poales, Poaceae. Gene Ontology annotation, biological process: defense response to other organism.
UUUUUGUUUUUAUGAAUGUUUAAUUAAGUUAAAGUGGACUUUGGCCGGCGGUUGACCGGGCAGUUAUUGUAAAUUAACUUUUUAUUUUUGUUAUCUAUGUCAUGUGUAGUUCAUUUUGUUUUUUUUUCGCACGUAAAUUUUGGUCCGUCUUCCGUUGGACGUUCAAGUUGACCCAUUUGAAAAAGCAGAAGCGUACGUCAGUCUGGCCGAACAAAGCGCGCCGCUUUGGACGGCGCUUUGGACGACCUUGAAGAAGAAGAAGAACGCGGGCGGGGGCAGGAAUCGCUGGAGGAGUUCUCUGUGAGGGUCUUCCGCCGCUCGGAGUGGUGAGUCGUCGGUCUUCAGUCAAAUUUCCCCCAAAGAUUUGAAGGGUCCCAAAUCAUGAUGUCUGCAGCUGUAGAGCAGGUGGCUGGAGGUUUCUCAUCAGCAGUUAUCCAACGUCUUGUUGACAAGACGAUGGACUUCCUUGGGAUCAACUACAAUCUAAGCCAUGCUACUGAAGAGCUUCUGACCAAACUCCGCACAAGCCUCAUCAUGGUGAAGGCCAUAACCGAGGUGGCUGACAACAAGCUUAUCAUCAACACUAGUCUUACCAAGUGGUUGAGGGAACUCCAUAGUGCUGGAUAUGAAGCAGAGGAUGUGCUUGACAUAUUUGAUUGUCAUGAGAUAGUUGCCGGAAAGCGCAAGGUGAGCGAGCUCAUUUCGUCAUCAGUUAGGACCUUGAAAAGUUUGAUUGUGCCUGAUGAGAGCAUGAAAAUGCUUGAAUGUGUUGUGCAAAAGCUAGACCACCUUUGUGCAACGUCCAACACAUUUGUCGAGCUAAUGAAGCAGAGUAAUUUAAACACCAUGAAGGAGGCAGGAAUGCCGGGAGAGACAACUUCUCGUGUUCCAGUUGAUGUCAAGGUGUUUGGCCGCGAUGAAGUUCUAGAGUUGGUACUGAAGAUUAUCUUGGGUUCAUCUGGCUCUGAACCAGAACCCAGCAGCGUAAGAGCAAAACUUGGUGCAAGGAACUGCAUUGGUGGUGUUGAUGUCAUCCCAAUUGUUGGUAUGAGCGGGGUUGGGAAGACAACCCUUGCUCAAGUCAUUUACAGUAAUGGUAAUGUGAAGAGCCACUUUAAGCAGAGGGCAUGGGUGUAUGUUUCAAAAGAUUUUAGCAUGAAAAGAACACUGCAAGAGGUGUUGCGCUCUUUUAAAGGAAAUGCUUCAUCUUUUGACUACCCAGAUAGUUUGGAAAUGAUUGUCAACAAUAUUCAAAGUGUCACCCAACAUGAUGGGAGGUUCCUUCUUGUGCUGGAUAGUGUUUGGGAUGAGAUGUGUGCCCAGUGGAAUGUUUUGCUUACUGCCAUAGCUCGUGAAGUGCCAGGAAGUGUAGUUCUUGUCACAACACAAAGCAAAAGGGUUGCAAACACAAUAGCAACAAUGCGUCCAAUUCCACUAGCACCUUUGCCAUGGGAGAGUUUUUGGUCAGCUUUCCAGCAUUAUGCAUUUGGCACCAUCGAUGUUGCUGUUGAGAACAAUCAGACUCUUCUGUUAAUUGGUGAACAAAUAGCAAAAAAACUACAAGGUCUUCCACUAGCAGCUAAAGUAAUGGGAAAUCUGUUGCGGUCUAGAUUAACUGUAGACAAGUGGAGAAGCAUCCUGGAGAGUGAUUGGUGGGACCUGAAUGAAGUUCUUUGUGAAAUCCUUCCAUACAUGGGAAUUAGUUAUCAAGAUCUACAACCCAGACAAAGGCAGAGGUUUGCUUUCUGUUCGAUUUUUCCAGAAAAUUACUUGUUUGACAAAGAUAGAUUGGUCAACAUGUGGAUUUCUCAUGACUUGAUCGAAAAAAGCGAAUCUGAUGACACUAGAUUAGAGGAUAUUGGAAGCAAAUUGUUUGAUGAGCUUGUGGAAAGAUCAUUUUUCCAGGCUACAUUUGACAAAAAGACGUACACUAUGCACGAUCUAGUACGGGCUCUGGCGAUUGGUGUUUCUUCAUAUGAAUGUUUCUUCCACAAAGAGACCUCACACAGAGCACCACCAACUGUUCGCCACUUGUCUGUGCAAGUUAGUAAUCAACUGCACAUUCAUGAACUCAACAAGUAUAAAAAUGUGCGGACAAUCUUAUUGUUUGGUCACUGUGACAGCAAUGCAAUUUGUGAUGUUGUGGACAUUAUGUUGGCCAACUCAAGAAGCAUUCGAGUAUUAGACUUAUCUCAUUUAGAGGUGCUGACGAAUAUGCUGCCCAACAUUGCAUCCUUGAGAAAAUUGAGGUUUUUAGAUCUUUCUUUCACAAGAGUCAGCAAUUUGCGCAACUUUCCUUGUAAUCUUCAAGUUUUAUACCUCCGUGGAUAUUCUCGGGACACUAUUCCUCAUAGCAUCAAUAAGCUUGCCAACUUACGACACUUGUAUGUUGAUGCUACAACCCUCUCUCUGAUUCCUAGUAUUGGGCAAUUGAGUCAGCUUCAAGAAUUGGAGAACUUCAGUGCUGGAAAGACAAAUGGAUUCAUGAUAAAUGAGUUGAAGAACAUGCACGAGUUAUCUGGGAAACUUUGCAUCAGUAACAUCCACAUCAUUAAGAACACACACGAGGCAAUGGUUGCCAAUAUGAUUGAGAAGAAGCACCUUGAGGCCUUAGAGUUGAACGGUGGAAAUGUAUCCAAAGAUGUACUUGAAGGAUUGCAGCCGCACUCAAAUCUGCAAGAACUCACGAUCAAAGGUUACGGGGCCUCAAGUUUCCCAAGCUGGAUGUUACAGGCUCGAAUCUUCACAAAACUUCAUUCCCUUCAUGUUGGAAACUGCCGACUUGUAGCUGUACUUCCACCAUUUCGAAAUUUCCCUUCACUCAAGCAUCUCACUGUAGAUAACUUGCCAUCAGUGAAGCAUGUUGAUGGAACGUCUUUUGGUUUUCUUGGAAGUUUGGAGGACUUGAAAGUUUCUUCGAUGACAUCAUGGAUAGACUGGUCACAUGCAGAAGAUGAUCAUGGCCCUCUCCUUCCACAAGUCAAAAGGUUUGAACUUCACAAUUGCCCUUUACUGGAAGAAGUGCCAUGUUUGUCAUUCUUGUCUUCAUUGUCAGAACUUGAUAUUUCAGUUUGUGGGUCACUCGUCAAGGCACUGCCACAAUAUGUAUAACUCUUAGCAUGCCUAAAAAAAUUGAAGAUAUCUUACUGCGAUCACCCACUCCUACUCUCUGGGCAUCAGUUGAAGUCACUGGAGUAUCUGCAUCUUAGAAAAUGUGGAGGGCUACGUUUGAUUGACGGGUUGCACUGCUUUCCCAGCCUCAGGGAAGUUGACGUUCUUGGUUGUCCCGACAUUCUUACUGAAUUGUCAGACAAAUCAAGCAGACAGGAUGAGCAGGGUGUACUUCACCUUACCAAUCUAGUAACAGAUGUCAGCCUGUUAAAUGGGAAUUCUUUUCUCCCGUCAGUGCGAGUUCUACGCAUCUUUUAUCUGGAGACCCUUCAAUUUACCCCAGAGGAGGAGAAAUGGUUUGAACAGCUAAUCUCUGUCGAAAAAAUCGAGUUUGUUUACUGUUAUUUUCUUCAGCGACUCCCUUCUACGCUAAGCAGACUUACCUCCUUAAAAGUACUUGAUAUCAGAGACACGCAACUAGUGUCAAUGGAAGGAGUUGUGCCCCAGAACCUCCAAGAAUUGGUUAUGAAUGGCCUUUGCACCGUGAAAGAAAACUACUUCAAACCCGGGGGAUCAGAUUGGUCAUACUGUUGUCAUGUUCCAUACAUCCGGAUUAAUGGGAAGACAGUCCAAAAUCUGUCAAUUAAUGCCGCUUCAUCGUCUUCAAGCCACCAAAAUUGAGGAACCAUGCACCUAUUAAUUCCCAGUGCCCGCCUCUGUGCUACAAAUAAGAUCUUUGUGGUGCGCAGCGCACCGAGAUGUUUGAGAUGACGCUGCUCAUGGAGGACGAGGCGCUAGAGCGGCUAGGGAACACUGACCGUGAUCUCGGUGCCUUCAGGAAUGGGCAGACCGGCAAGCUUGGCAUCUGCAUUUGCAUUUGCUUUCCUGCAUGAAACAGUUGUUAUGUACGCACCUGCAAGAUUGAACUCAACUGAACUGAGCUGUUGGCGCACGUGUAUGGUGAAAUGCGCAUCCUGCACAAGAGGAGAUAUGGAGGAUCAUCCCCAAGCAAGUCGUAUGGCCGGGUCAGCCAAGACAAUGAAGGAGCACUGAUCCUUGGUCUCGGCGCCGUCGCGGCCUCGCUAGCAGCUGAUGCCGUAGUAGAUGCAGGGGAUAUGUGAAACCUGAUCGAUCGAACCAAAUUUGGGUAACUAUAUGUUUCUGUUACCUUUUUUUUUGCGAAAAUGAUCCAGAUCUAUUAUCAAAGUUCAGCAGAAGUACAAAGCAUCUCGAAUAUAAUAAAAAUUGCAUUGAGAUUCCAAGACUCCCCAAACAACCACUAGUGCCGUCAGAACGAGCCGCCCCUACCGGAGCCGGCUUGACCUUGUCUUCAUCUGUGCUACAAAUAAUUAUCUCUGUAAUGGAAAAGGGGUGAUAUAUCGUUGUUGGCGCUGCAUAAAUAGAUGCAGGGGAAUGGAUAUACAAUGCAAUGCAUGAUGAAUCUCUUGUGAGUUGUGCUGACUCCUACUACAACGGCAACAACUGCAGCGGCGAUGACGAUGUACUACUAUUCAUUGAUGUUUUUUCUUUUUAUUUGGUGAGCACUUUCUAUCGCUUUGCUUGAUAGUUUUUUCCUUUUCUUUUUUGCAUAAAGUGUAGAGUUGAUUAGUGGUGAACUCCGGGUCACCCGGACGAGCACAUCAACCACAAAUGUUUUAUGUAUAGCAACUGAACUUGAGUUAUGAUCCCACAGCUCAUAACUCAUCCUUGACAAGAGGAAGGAGUGAGAGUUUGGGUUGUCGACAUGCCCAAACUCUCACCCCUUCCUCUUGUACAGGAUGUUCACCUCCCCCGCAUUUCGUUGGACAACUUCAGUUCAGUUCAAACAACUUGAGUGGAGUCACAACUCCAAUUACGUCCCGUUGUCUGCUCGUUCCUCAAGGAGCGCCGCACAAUCUGGACGACCAUAAACAUGAACUUGCCUGAGGCUCGAAAAAAAAAACACUUCUCGUGUUGAGAAUUAAGCGGGCCUAUAGUUCUCCGGGCGGGCCUUGCUAUUCGAGCCCAACUUCUUGCAGAUAUUUUUUUCUAUCCACAUGGCGGGAGGCUUUUCUUUUCUUUUUCUUCCUCCG